AUGGAGAAGAUCAAAUCCAUGUUUGAAAAGAUCCAUCAUAUGCAUAUCUGUUGCGGUGUUAUAUGUACUACUCACAUCCCAUUUGUACCAACUGCUCCAAACAUUGAGAAGAAUGACAUCACUCAGAUGCAAGUCAUGGUUGAUCCAAGGAUGAGGUUCAUGGAUGAUUGGUUUGGACCGGCAGAUAGCAAGAACCAGUUGAGCCUAUUGCAUGACUCUGAAAUCUUCAAGGAGUCUGAGAAGGGUGAUUGGCUGAACGGCAUCAAGUUGAAGGCAGAAGACCUCCCACAGCCCAAGGCCGAUUUCAACAAGAGACACUCUGCAACCACAACCUGUGCGCUGGAGGCACUUGUAAGGUUUGCAGACACAUGGAAGUACCUGCAGGGAGAGACGUCCUGCGCUAUCAAUCGUGACAUAAUCCAUGCCUGCUGCAUAUUGCAUAACAUAGUCAUAGAUAUGGAGGAUGAUGCAGCCAUGCCGAGGCCUGACACUGAGUAUCUGAAUUACUGUUAG
Aegilops tauschii subsp. strangulata is the source of this 513-nucleotide messenger RNA. The record is from RefSeq and is a predicted model, not a curated record. NCBI's taxonomy places the organism in Eukaryota, Viridiplantae, Streptophyta, Magnoliopsida, Poales, Poaceae.